Messenger RNA from Huiozyma naganishii CBS 8797, 1155 nucleotides. It is a transcript of the gene ASP1, whose product is annotated as asparaginase ASP1. Lineage: Eukaryota; Fungi; Ascomycota; Saccharomycetes; Saccharomycetales; Saccharomycetaceae. The coding region runs from base 1 to 1155 and encodes 384 amino acids. The record is from RefSeq and is a predicted model, not a curated record. The transcript has a single exon. Gene Ontology annotation, molecular function: asparaginase activity.
AUGCCGAACCAGAAUUUGGAGAUUACUACUAUCUGCCCGGACUUGGAAAACUCGCAGUUCACAAUACAGAGUGCAGAACCCACCACUGCGAUGACCGUGGCCGUUGACCUCGCUGAAAACUCCACUGUGACGAGUUGUAACCUGCCCAGGAUUAAGAUACUGGGGACAGGGGGUACAAUUGCGUCCAAGGGUGUCAAUGCAUCCGCGACCGCUGGGUACCACGUCGAUUUGACCAUUCAGGACAUGCUAGACUCCAUCCCGGAUAUCUCGCAGAUAUGCGAGAUAGAAUACGAGCAACUGUGCAACGUGGAUUCUAAGAAUAUAGACGAACCACUCUUGUACAAGAUCUAUCAGGGGAUAUCGCAGUCGUUGCAGUCCUUUGACGGGAUUGUGAUCACGCACGGGACGGACACACUUUCGGAGACCGCUUUCUUCAUAGAGAGCACUAUUGACACGGGCGACGUGCCCAUCGUGUUUGUUGGUUCCAUGCGUCCCUCGACAAGUGUCUCAGCGGAUGGGCCAAUGAACUUGUACCAGGCCAUUUGCAUUGCGUCUAAUAGGGAGUCCAGGGGAAGGUCCGUGCUCGUCUCUUUGAACGACCAGAUAUCCGCCGGUUACUACAUCACAAAGACGAACGCCAACAGUCUAGACUCCUUCAACGUUAGACAGGGGUAUCUGGGGAACUUCGUCAACAACGAAAUCCAUUACUACUACCCACCGGUAAAGCCACAGGGGUGUCACAAGUUUAAACUGAAUUGGAAACCAGACCUGGCGACUGGGGGGCACGAAUUCGGCCUCCCCAAAGUGUGUAUCCUCUACGGCCACCAGUCGAUCACUCCCGAGAUCCUAACGCUGAUCGAGGGCAGCUGUGCUGGGAUAGUGAUCGCGACGAUGGGCGCAGGAUCUUUGCCCGAUGAUAUGUGCCAGCGGGCGCUUCAGUCUCCAGUGCCCAUCGUUUUCUCAAAGAGGUCCAUGGAUGGGAUGAUCCCCAUUGCAAACCUACCAAUCGAUUCAAGCACACGAACCCGCGGCAGCGUCAUCGCAUCAGGGUACUUGAACCCCGAGAAAUCAAGACUGCUGCUCCAACUUUGCCUUUCCGGGGGUUACUCAACAGAGGAGAUCAGACAUGUCUUCAAGGGCGUCUACGGUGGUUAA